CCUGUCACCAGGACUGUCACCAGGAUUGUCACCAGGAUCGUCCCAGAGCCUGUCCCUGGGAUUGUCCCCAGGACUGUCCCUGAGCCUGUCCCCAAGUUUGUCACCAGGACUGGGACUGUCACCAGGACCGACGCUGUCACUGGGACUGUCACCCAGACUGUCACUGGGAUUGUCCCCGGGACUGGGACUGUCACUGGGAUUGUCACCAGAACUGUCACCACGACUGUUACUGGGAGUGUCACCAGCACUGGGACUGUCACUGGGACCAGCCCCGGGACUGGGAUUGUCCCCAAGACUGUCACCAGAACUGUCACCAGAACUGUCACCAGGAUUGUCCCUGGGACUGUCACCGGGAUUGUCCCCAAGCCCAUCCCCAGGAUUGUCACCGAGAUUGUCACCAGAACUUUCCCUGAGCCUGUCACCGGGACUGUCCCUGGGCCUGUCACCAUCAUUGUCACCAGGAUUGUCCCCAAGAUUGUCCCCGAGCCUGUCACCAGAACUGUCACCGGGACUGUCACGGGGCCUGUCACCGAACUGUCACCAGGAUUGUCCCUGGGACUGUCACCGGGAUUGUCCCCAAGCCCAUCCCCAGGAUUGAUUGUCCCCAAGAUUGUCCCCGAGCCUGUCACCAGAACUGUCACCGGGACUGUCACGGGGCCUGUCACCGGCACUGUCCCCAGGACUGUCCCCGAGCCUGGUAUUGUCACUGGGAUUGUCACCGGGAUCGUCCCAGAGCCUGUCACUGGGAUUGUCCCCAGGACUGUCCCCAA
Messenger RNA from Pterocles gutturalis (yellow-throated sandgrouse), 770 nucleotides. RefSeq names its product tetra-peptide repeat homeobox protein 1-like. The transcript has 3 exons. The annotation marks the transcript as partial. NCBI's taxonomy places the organism in Eukaryota, Metazoa, Chordata, Aves, Pterocliformes, Pteroclidae. The record is from RefSeq and is a predicted model, not a curated record.